CUGUCACUCUGCUGGCAAUUUAAGAGAGAAAUAUCUUCAUAUUUAGUCAUUGAAACAAUUUAUUUUUGGUCACAACUGCUGCCAAACCGUCCAAACCAUAGUGUUAGAAACCAAAUGAUAUAUCUCCCCCUUACUUAUUUCAAAGACGUGCAUGUAUUUAUUUAUUUUUAUUUCAUUUGUCACUGGCUUCAUCACAUGAGAACAAAACCAUGAAGCUGAUGAGGUCAAAGACAGUAGAUGGAGCUAUUUUAGUGUUUUUUUAAGGUCACUGUGGAAAAUUUAGGAAACCCUGUACUUGAACCAUUGAACCAGUAGAUAACACCCACAUACACACACACACACACACACACACGCGCGCUCGCACACCUUUGUCUUGUCAGCUAACCCCCUCUAGUGCCGAGCAUCCUGCACAGAUGCGCAGUCUCCCAGUGUAGCCGCCGCUCCAGCUGCUCCUCCGCUGCAUCCCAACUCAUUUGCUCUCUUCGCCGCUCACAGCUCGCAGCGGAACCUGUUUGGAGACCGACAGCUGGCAGUCCGCGGCGCGUCCUCGUGCCAACAGCGGUGAUUCGUUUAACCUGCGCGCCACGGAGACGCGCCGAAUUGACGAGGGCACUUCAGUGUCUCUUUGAAACAAUGUAAUAAAGGAAUCUGUGAAGUUGUUAGGAGCCCAAAGUACCUUGAUUUCACUUCGUAUAUCUCCGCGACUUUAUCCGCCACAACCCGCCUGUUCCGCGCCGCCGACGCCGCUGUCGCCAGGUAAAGGAUGGAUCUCUUGUUCCGCCGUCCAGCAGUUCUCUUUGACCAGGACCAAAUGUAAAGGAUCGGGACCAGUAAGGACCGCUUUUGCUUCGACCCUCUCGGCCAGACUCCGUCCCUCAGAUGAAGCCGAUGAUGGAUGUUGCAGGAGACAUGAGUUGUGGGAAGAGAUUCUUCCUUGUUUCACUCUUUCUCGGAAUUGUCCUCACUCGCUUCGGCCAGUGCAACCAAGUUGUGCUGCUGGAUACGACGUCUGUGCUUGGAGAGCUUGGAUGGAAGACAUAUCCCAUAAACGGGUGGGAUGCCAUCACAGAGAUGGACGAGCACAACCGGCCCAUCCAUACUUUCCAGGUUUGCAAUGUGAUGGAGCCCAACCAGAACAACUGGCUGCGUUCCAACUGGAUCUCUCGGCAGGCGGCUCAGAAGAUCUAUGUGGAGCUCCGCUUCACCCUGCGGGACUGCAACUCCAUUCCUUGGGUGUCCGGCACCUGCAAAGAAACGUUCAAUCUCUUCUACCAUGAGACUGACGAAGCUCACGGUGUCAAAUUCAAGCCCGUGCAGUACACAAAGAUUGACACCAUUGCCGCUGACGAGAGCUUCACUCAGAUGGAUCUCGGCGAUCGCAUCCUCAAGCUCAACACAGAGGUGCGCGAGGUGGGGCCCAUGACCAGGAAGGGCUUCUAUCUGGCGUUUCAGGACAUCGGUGCCUGCAUUGCCUUGGUUUCAGUGAGGGUUUACUAUAAAAAAUGUCCGUUUACGCUGAGGAACCUCGCCUCGUUUCCAGAUACAGUGCCUCGUGUGGACUCCUCCUCAUUGGUGGAGGUGAGGGGGGCAUGCGUUGACCAUGCUGAAGAAAAAGACACCCCAAAACUCUUCUGUGGAGCUGACGGUGAUUGGUUGGUUCCCUUGGGAAAAUGCGUCUGCAGCGUUGCGCAUGAGGAGAUCGACGGCUCGUGCGUCGCUUGCCACCCAGGAUUCUACAAGGCAUAUGCUGGAAACAUCAAGUGUUCAAAAUGCCCACCACACAGCUUCAGCUACGGAGAAGGUGCUGCCAUGUGCCGCUGUGAGAAGGGCUUCUUCAGGGCUGAGAAAGAUCCCCCAACUAUGGCUUGCACUCGACCUCCGUCUCCUCCACGUAACUUAAUGUCUAACCUGAAUGACACCUGUCUGAUGCUGGAGUGGUCGCCUCCAGGCGACACCGGGGGGCGGCGGGAUCUCACCUACAACGUGCAGUGCAAGCGCUGUGGCCCCGAGCCCAACCAGUGCCGGCUGUGCGAGGAGGACCUCCGCUUCCUGCCGCGACCGUUGGGCCUGACCAACGCCACCGUCACCGUCAUGGACUUCUCGGCGCACGCCAACUACACCUUUGAGAUUGAGUCGCUCAACGGGGUGUCGAAUAUCAGCUCUCUCCCGCGCCAGGUAGCCGUCAUCACCGUCAGCACUGAUCAGGGAGGUCCAUCGGUCGUAGGGGCUCUGAAGAAGGACUGGGCCUCUCUCAACAGCAUCGCUCUCUCCUGGCAACAACCUGAACAAAGCAUGCUGUCCAUCCUGGACUAUGAGAUCAAAUAUUAUGAGAAGGAACGUGAACAGUUGAGCUACUCAUCGACACGCACCAAGGUGCCCAGUGUGAUCAUCUCAGGUUUAAAACCAGCCACUUGGUACAUCUUCAGUGUGCGUACGCGCACGCCAGCCGGAUACAGCUCCUACUCGCCGAAAUAUGAAUACGAAACCACGGGGGACUCGUCAGAUAUGGCUUCCGAUCAAGGCCAGGUGUUGGUCAUCGUCACAGCGGCAGUUGGCGGCUUUACCCUCCUCGUCAUUCUCACCCUCUUCCUCCUCAUCACUGGAAGGUGCCAGUGGUACUUUAAGGCCAAGAUUACCUCAGAGGAGAAAAGGAGGACCGAUUAUCAGAAUGGACUUGUCCCCAUCCCAGGAAUAAAGACCUAUGUAGACCCUGACACAUACGAGGACCCCACACAGGCUGUCCACGAGUUCACCAAGGAGAUCGACCCAUGCAGGAUCCGCAUCGAGAGGGUGAUCGGAGCUGGUGAGUUUGGCGAGGUGUGCAGUGGUCGCCUCAGAACACCUGGAAAGAAGGAGAUCUCCGUGGCGAUAAAGACACUUAAAGGAGGCUAUGUGGAGCGACAGAGGCGGGACUUCCUGCGUGAGGCGUCAAUCAUGGGCCAGUUUGACCACCCCAACAUCAUCCGGUUGGAGGGCGUCGUCACCAAAAGCAGACCUGUGAUGAUUGUGGUGGAGUACGUCGAAAACGGAUCGCUGGACUCAUUUCUGAGGCAACACGACGGCCACUUCACUGUCAUCCAGCUGGUUGGAAUGCUGCGUGGCAUCGCCUCGGGUAUGAAGUACUUGUCAGACAUUGGCUACGUUCACCGAGACCUGGCAGCGCGGAACAUCCUGGUCAACGGCAACCUGGUGUGCAAAGUGUCAGACUUCGGCUUGUCCCGAGUGCUGGAAGACGACCCGGAGGCUGCUUACACCACAACGGGGGGUAAGAUUCCAAUCCGAUGGACGGCCCCCGAGGCCAUCUCAUACAGGAAGUUCUCCUCGGCCAGUGACGCAUGGAGUUAUGGCAUUGUCAUGUGGGAAGUGAUGUCGUACGGGGAACGUCCAUAUUGGGAGAUGUCCAAUCAGGACGUGAUUCUGUCCAUUGAGGAGGGCUACCGGCUGCCUGCGCCGAUGGGCUGCCCCGUGGCGCUGCACCAGCUGAUGCUGCACUGCUGGCAGAAGGAGAGAAAUCAUCGGCCCAAAUUCACAGACGUCGUCUCCUUCUUGGACAAACUGAUCCGUAACCCCAGCAGCCUGCUGCCACUGGUGGAGGACAUUCAGAGUCUACCAGAGUCUCCGGGGGAGGAAAUGGACUUUCCGAUGUUUAUCUCUGUCAGCGACUGGCUGGACUCCAUCAAGAUGAGUCAGUACAACAGCAAUUUCAUGGCGGCGGGCUACAGCACGCUGGAUUCUGUGGCCCGGAUGAGUAUUGAAGAUGUGAGGAGUAUUGGCGUGGAGCUGAUCGGCCACCAGCGGCGGAUCACCAGCAGCUUACAGACACUCCGCCUGCAGCUACUGCACGAACAGGAGAAGGGUUUCCAUGUAUGAGGACGCCCUGUCAGACAACCUGGGACACGAGUGAAGUUUAGACCACAGGACAGACGGUCUACAGCCUGUGCCAGAGACUCACUGGACAGACUGGCACAGCAGACUGACCCGCGGUCUCCCUCACAUCCAGUAGUUUCUUUUUUUUUUUUUACUAUACACCCGUUUCCCAGAACGCCUGGUUCUAGUGUGUCAGUCUGUUACAGACUUCACAGACUGGCCCAGACCCUCACUUAGAGGAAUGUAAUGCCUUGUUGCAGCAGCAGUAUUUGUGUGUGGGGCGACAGAUAUCUAGAGACGUAGAUUAACGAACAUAAUCUACACAAUAUUUUCUUUUCUUUUCCUUUCCUUUUUGUUCCUCUUUCUUUUCUUGCUCCGAGUAAUGUGCUCAUGUAGCUGCUAUCAGGUGUGCAAUCGAAACAUUUUUGUCUUUUGGAAAAAAAAAAACAAAAAAAACAACGUAUCCUAAAUAUUUCUAUUUAUUAAUUCAUCAUGAAGGUAAUAUUUAUGAUUUGCAUUGCUUUGGUUUCAGCCCCCCGCCGCCCCGCUGCUGCCCCC
Messenger RNA from Solea solea (common sole), 4425 nucleotides. Its product is annotated as ephrin type-A receptor 6-like. The transcript is spliced from 17 exons. Gene Ontology annotation, molecular function: transmembrane-ephrin receptor activity; protein binding; ATP binding. Gene Ontology annotation, biological process: axon guidance; protein phosphorylation; cell surface receptor protein tyrosine kinase signaling pathway. NCBI's taxonomy places the organism in Eukaryota, Metazoa, Chordata, Actinopteri, Pleuronectiformes, Soleidae. Gene Ontology annotation, cellular component: plasma membrane; neuron projection. The record is from RefSeq and is a predicted model, not a curated record. The coding region runs from base 880 to 3870 and encodes 996 amino acids.